Patella vulgata (common limpet) is the source of this 4865-nucleotide messenger RNA. Its product is annotated as solute carrier family 23 member 2. Bases 43 to 1839 code for a protein of 598 amino acids. NCBI's taxonomy places the organism in Eukaryota, Metazoa, Mollusca, Gastropoda, Patellidae. Gene Ontology annotation, molecular function: transmembrane transporter activity. Gene Ontology annotation, biological process: transmembrane transport. Gene Ontology annotation, cellular component: membrane. The transcript has 12 exons. The record is from RefSeq and is a predicted model, not a curated record.
GUUGAACAUGAUACAGGAAGGAGGGAAGGGUGACAAAUUAAGAUGAAUUUAUCCAGACCGGAUUCAGAGAAACCUACAAAUGGCGAGUUGGAACCAUUAACAGAGAAACCUACAAAUGGCGAGUUGGCACCAAGGAAAGAUAAAUCUGUAGUUAUAAUACAUGAACGUGAAAAGAGGUUGAUAUACAGGAUUAGUGAUAAUCCUCCAGUUCAUCUCACCUUUAUGUUCGCUAUACAGCAAAUGCUGACAACAAUAUCUAGUUCUAUGUCAAUGUCAGUAGUGGUAGCUGAGUUAGUAUGUGCACGAGAUGAUGAUGAGAUUAAAACUAAAAUUCUGAGUACCACCAUGUUGAUGUCUGGUAUAUCCACAUUCCUUGUUUCUACGUUUGGAGUUCGAAUUCCUAUUUAUCAGGGUCCAGCUUUACCCUAUAUAAUUCCUUUACUAGCCAUGUCAACAUUAAAGGAAUUCUAUUGUCCUAACUAUCAUGUUUCAACUGACUCGUUAUCUUCUGUAAAUGGUACUGCUGGUAUUUUUGGUGGUGCCAUCAGUUUAAAUGAAACCAGAGAAUUAACAUACAGUAAAAUACAGGCAAUAUCUGGGGGUUUAAUGGCAGCUGGUGUUAUACAUCUUUUGAUUGGUUUUACUGGAUUAGUUGGUGUAUUCGCCAGAUAUAUUGGACCAAUCACAAUCGUUCCCACAAUAACUUUAGUUGGACUUUCUAUUUAUACUGUGGCUGUUAAAUUCUCAGAAAAACAUUGGGGAGUAGCUGCCAUAACGACGGGAACUGGUCUGGUUUUAGCUCUGUAUUUAAACGGUAAAAAGACACCUUUACCAGGCUACAACAAAAAACGAGGUUUUUAUGUAAAAUGGUAUCCAUUACAUACUGUUUUUGCUAUACUGUUUUCAAUUAUGGCGGGGUGGACAUUGAGCGCCAUUUUAACUGUUUCAGGUUCAAUGUCUGACGACCGGAACCAUAUCCAUUACUACGCCAGAACAGACAGCAGAAAUGACAUCAUUUUUAAAAGCCCUUGGUUUUAUAUCGCCUAUCCAGGUCAGUUUGGUAUGAUGGGUUUUAGCGUGGCAGCGUUUAUUAGUUGCUUAGUGGCGACAUUUAUGUCAGUCAUCGAUUCUAUUGGAGAUUAUAAUGCAGCAGCUAGAGUUUGUUUAGUACCACCACCACCAUCGCAUGCUGUGAAUAGAGGAAUCUUUCUGGAAGGGGUGAUGAGUUUCUUUGCUGGUACAACAGGUGCUUGUCAUGCUACUGUGUCAUAUGGCGGAAACAUUGGCGCCGUGGGCAUCACUAAGGUUGCCAGUCGACGAGUAUUUCAGGUGAUGGCUAUCAUGUAUAUAAUAUUCUCUAUCGUAUUAAAGAUAAGUGCUGUAUUUAUCACCAUACCGUAUCCAGUACUCGGUGGAUGUAUGAUUCUAAGUUUUGGUAUUUUUAUUGGUCUCAUCUUGUCAAAUCUACAAUUUAUAGAUUUAAAUUCAACUCGUAAUUUGGCUAUUGUUGGUAUAGCUAUUCUACUAGGAUUGAUGUUACCUUACUGGGCGGAGAAAAAUCAGGAUGCAAUCAAAACAGGGAAUGCUCAUAUAGAUAAUAUAUUUUUAAUGUUAAUGUCCAAUGGUGGUUUUGUUGGUGGAUUUAUUGCUUUCUUCUUAGAUAAUACCGUUCCAGGAACGCUGAAAGACAGGGGAUUGGAUAUCACCGAAGAAUCACUGGAUGAGGAUUUAUACGAAGAAGGAUACGAAGUUUAUGAAUUUCAGAACAUUCCUCGAUUUAUCAAAGAAUCCCGAAUAUAUCAAUUCUUGCCAAUUUUCUCGAAACAAAAGAAUCUUUGAUAAUUUGUUUUUACCAUAACCACGAAUAAUUGGUCUUAAAUCCGCCUUGUUGAAUAAAUUUUAUAUCGUCUGUACUUCGAUGUUCUCAGGGCCAAAUAUUGCUGCUAUCAAAUAUGGGCUUUGUUUUUCAGGUUUUUUUUUCUAAGUCCAGAGGCUUAGUGGUCAUUCGAAUCCCAUCAAACAAAUACUGGUAGACUAGGGUGAUAUAUGUCUACCAAUGUCACUGUCGUGUGGGUGGUCAUUUUUUACUUUUGACCCCACUUAGAGGUUUGACCCUAAAUCAAGGUUUGACCCCAAAAUAGAGGUUUGACCCCAAAUAGAGGUUGACCCCAAAUAGAUUCAAAUUCUAAGAGAAAAAAAGUUGUAUAAAUCCACUGGUCAGAAAUUCCCCCCCCCCCAGCAAAUAAUUCGCCUUCGUGUCUAUUUAUAAAAUAUGUUAUUGCCCUGUCAUGUAACGUGGCUCUGUCAAGCGCACGGAGUCAGUUAGGCGCUUUAAAAGAUAAUACAAUUAAACAUACAUUAUGCAAGAGCUGAAUCUGCCUAUUGCAGAUCUUUCUUUAGGCCUGAAAUGUUUCUAAAUUAUUAAUUAGACAUUUAUUAACAAAUAACAAAACAAGAUCAUCUCGAUGGCACCGCUAGCCCGCGAUCUUUAGUGGAUUAUGAGCCGAUUUACUGCAGAACUUUCCUUCACGAUUUCAUGAUUAAAUGGAUAAUCGAGACUAUGCUGUUUAUCGUGGAGACUUUAGUAAUGAUGAUCGCUUAAUUCUCGGUUCAUAGUGGAUCAAUUUGAAUGAAAUUUUCAGCAAAUUGCCUUUAUAUUAUUUAGUCUUUAACUAUUAUAGUGAGAACUGCCAGCUCGUUAUCUAAUCUCCCAUAAUGUAUCUUUAAAAUGCAUCAUGUGUAAGAUUUCGAUAGAGAAUGGACAGUUCUCACUAUAAUAGUUAACAAAAUUAAGAAUGGAAAGGGAAUUUAUUUCAGUGUGAACGAAGUUAUGGCCAUUUGAAGAAUAGUGUAGUCUCGAUUGCCAUUUCUGCAGAUAAACAUUUAUCCAUUUUUCUACUUCAACAUUGUCCGAAAAUCACGUUUUUAGCUUGUGAACACUCUAGAUGUCACAAUUUUUAUCCGGUUUUAAAAAUACAUUUAAACAUAUGUUUAUAUCCCAAAGAUUGGGUUUAUGUAGAUACUUGCGCGUAUCGUGUCCCAACUUCCUGGAUCAUGGCCCCUGAUUGUACGAAAAAUAGGUUUUGGUUAUGGCCCCUGAUUGUACGAAAAAUAGCUUUUUGUUCUCUGUCCGUCUCUUGCUACAAGUGGAUGUAUCUUGGAUGGCAACCGCUUGUUUAAUUAAAUUAUUAACUGUAGACCAUCCGAUGGUCUAGAGAGUUGCUUACAGGCUUGGGAUUUGAAUAAAUGUCUAAUUAAUGAUUUAUAUAACAUUUGAGGUCAAACUCAAGAUCUACAAUAGGCAAACUUAGUUCUGACGUAAUUAAUAAACUUUAAAAGUGGGAGCCUCAGCUAACACGGGAACCGAAGUCUUGGCCUCAUGGACGACCUUGGGAUGUAGACUAUGGUUGCCACUAAAGUCUGAACUAUCCCGUGCUCUAUCGUAUGGUACGGCUGGUCACGACCACGACUGGGACCAUAUUGCGAAAAUCCGCGCAACCGAAGGUCACCCAUCCUCGGUAUCCCCAGUGUACUCAUUCCGUUCUACUCCACUGGGUUAAUCCAUAGAAUUUCCACGAUUACAAAUUAUAUGCCCUAAAUUGAUUGUAGAUAAAAUCUACGAACCAACCAAAAAACAGUUUACAAACCAGUCUUUUCGCAUUCGUUUUUAUAGUAGAUAACUAUAUUCAUGUCCAUUCACUGAAUGAUUUAUGUAAAUAAUGUAUAUAUUUCUAAUUCAUUUAUAUUUAAUUGUAUUAUCAAAAUCUGUAGUAUGUUUCGCUGAUUUCAAAUAUGUAUAACAUCUAUAUGUUUGACUUUUGUUAUUAUUAUUAUUAUUCGGUCUUUGUCUGAAAUGUUUCAUUCUGUUAUGUUUAUUAUUAUUGAACUUAUACUUGGCAAUUUUAUUCUUGAUAAAACUCUAGUCUGAUUAAAACACAGAUCAAUAUUUCGUUUCGUAUCAUACUUUCGAUGGCCUAAACCACAAGAUCUGACCAGUUUUGCUCACUCGGCAAACCUCGGCAGAUUCCGUUACUGUACUGUAAGUGAUAUGUACCUACGUCUAUGCAAUUGCGAUGCGGCACCGGUUUACUUAUUAGGAAAACUUGCCGCUUUUUAAAAAUGAAGUUGCGUCGUUCGAAGCGUGUGUAGAAUUUUCAGUGCAAAGUUGUCCUUGGUUGAAAAAAAUCGGAUAAACUUGAAAGAAAAACAGCUUCAGACUUUGAAAUAUUUGUAUGAUAAAACAUUCUUCAACGGCGUCGUCACGGGCAACGCCAUUGGUAAUCCGGGAACUUGAAAGUAGUUCCAAUGGCUGACUUCGUCAUACAGCCGAGGCUAGAUGUAGGGUACUGGAAUCUGCUGAGGCUUGCGAGUGCAGUUUUGCUGAAAGGUCGCGUCAGGGGUCGUACGAGCGGCUUUUGGCCCUAUGACGUCAUACAUUCAUUAAUCAACGUUGACGUUUCUAGUGGUUUACCCACAGUUCCGUGCAUGACACGCCAAGAAGUCGCCGUAACAGUAGGUUUCAUUGGCUAAUCCCUCAGAAGUACAGACAAAUAAAACGAAAUUUUGAACUACAAAAAAACGAAACGAAAAUGGAAUCUUUGUUUUAAUCAGAUUGGAUUAUCUUGUAGAUGAACUCUUAUCUACAGUGCCAAUAUAUGUUUUAGAUUAGUUUAAUUAAUACACUAACGGUGCGAGUUGGUGCGUCACAUAACCAAACUGCUCUCAUCGUGAGUAAUCGAACCAUCUCUUCUGCGAGUUAUUUCCCUUCUCUCCGAGGGCGCUUUUUGGUUUAUUCUUCGUGUUUAUUCAGUCGUAUUUUUCUGUACACAAUACUCAGUCAUAAUAUAAACUAAUAGUUUAUCUUA